AUGAACAUGGGUGCGUGGCAGGCAAAACACCAGAAAAGGAAAGGGCGUCGACGACCUUCGUUACAAUUACAGGGCAAUGGUGAUCUGUUCGUCCAGAAAGUACAACUACGUGAAGCGCACGUCUCGCCCAAAAUCAUUAUUCCUGUGAGCAAACCAAGCCUGCAACGAGCUCCGGAAAGCCUGCGGAAUGUUACUAUUGUCCAAUUACCCAGUGCCAUCCACCAACGAUCUCUGCGCCAUAUGCCUUGCCUGGUCUCUCUAGAACCAUCUCGCAAACGACAGAAGCCUGACGAUGAUCUUGAACAAUCACAACAUCAAUUGAAAAGGCUGAAGCUCGGCGGGCCACCACCAGCAUAUUGGGAUAAUCUGUCAAGAAUUUGGUUGACCAAGGACACUUUACAAGAAUUCGAUCGACGUAAUAGCCCUUCAAACAGGAUAGUGGAGUUGGGACAAUGUCCUUGUCAGCCACUAACUCGACAGCUCCACGCAACACUAAAGAAUUGUUGCCAGAUACCUGCUCUCGAUCCCUUGAGCGGCUGCAAGCCUGAAAGCCUUAAGGAGAUAAAAAGGCUCUCCAGGCGGGGCGGGCCUGACUUGUCUGACCUUAGGAAUUUCCCAGAUCCUCAUACCCCUUUUUAUCAAUCAAUGAGCACAAGCAGUUCAGGCCGCAGGAAGCGAUGUAUGGGGUCUGCUCCAGACAAUAGCGACAAUAAGGCCACUACAAAGACUACAAGCACUACAGUGUAUAAUCAAAACUUUCAACAAAAUCUGGUUGACCAUGGUGUCUAUCCACCUGGAUAUAAAUAUCCCAAUGGCCAGAAACUGGCAAAACCGAAUAACUGGCUUGAGCUCAAUGAAUGA
Blastomyces gilchristii SLH14081 is the source of this 861-nucleotide messenger RNA. RefSeq lists its product as uncharacterized. The transcript has 3 exons. Bases 1 to 861 code for a protein of 286 amino acids. The record is from RefSeq and is a predicted model, not a curated record. Lineage: Eukaryota; Fungi; Ascomycota; Eurotiomycetes; Onygenales; Ajellomycetaceae.